Molecule: messenger RNA, 1440 nt
Organism: Paramecium pentaurelia
Lineage: Eukaryota; Ciliophora; Oligohymenophorea; Peniculida; Parameciidae
Source: the annotation of a GenBank genome assembly
AUGGACUAGAUGAAUAAAUAUACAUUAGAAUUUCGAGCAUCAGAUAUUGAAAUAAAGUAUUAAAAACAAUCAAUCUACAAAUUACUCAAGCCUCUCCAUCAUGGUCUCAUUUUAAUGUCACUAUUAUUGAAUACAAUUUAGAUAAUUACUGUAACAACUAGAGAAUCCUAUUCAAUACCAUUUAUCAAUAUCACUUUUAUAGGAUUAUCUAUAUUUAGUUUUGUUAUUAUUUAUAAAAAAGAGUCAUUAACAUAGAAAAUGAUGACUAUUGAAAAUGCUUAUAUCUUAUUAUUAUAGUUGAACUUUACUGCAAAUAAUAUACAUGGUUAAGAAUACUUUUUAUAUGGAAGUAGCUUUUCUUUGAUUCAGGCAGUAACAUAUUUUGCUACAGAUUUUUAUUUAAGUUGUCCUUCAGUUAUAUUUCAUUUGAUAUUUCGAUUAGUUGCGACUACUUUGUCUGCAGAUAAAUUUGAUUUAGUAGGAUUGGGUCUAACGAUAACUACAGCAAUAUUUUUAAUUAGUGUGUUAUAUAUAUGUAAUAAGGCAUAAAGGUUAUAAUUCUUAAUGAAUUAUAAAGAAGAUACAAUUAACUAUCAAUUACAAACUUUAAUCAAUAAACCUUUUACAAAGAUUAUAUAUAAUGAAAAGAAAUUAUAAAUAGAUGUACUUUAGGUCAAUUAGGUAAAUUAAUUUUUUGGAUAUAACUAAGAUUUAUGUUUUGGAUGUAAUAUUAGAAAUUUUAUAAGAAAUUGUAAGAUUGCUGAUAGAGCAUUAGAGAAAUGGAUAAUAAAUGAUUAAACAAAUCUAAAGGAAAAUUGGAUUGCAAUGGUUUAAAGAACAAAAAUAAAGAUUAGGCUUUGUUAAUUUAAUACUGAUAAUAGUUUGAUAUUAAUUUUAGAGAAUUCAAAAUUGGAUACAAAAUAAAAAUAAGUUCCUUAGUUUGUGACAAAUCAAUUAGUUGAAUAAUUUUUGAAUAGUAAGAAAACUCUUUUUAAUUUAUAAUUUAAAUUUGGGGUCAUGUCAAUUUUAAUGUUAGGUCAAUAUAAAAUAAAGACAAUAAAUAUAGUAAAGGUAUUGAAAAAAUUAUUGAAUACAUAUGUAUUUUAAGGGAAAGUAAAUUUAAAUUUAAAUGGUUAUAAGAUGAUAAAAUUGAAGACUUAUGCAUAAUUUUUGUAUAUUUUCUUAAUUUAAGUUUUUAAUAUCAUUUAAGAUAUGGAAUACUCUUAAAAUAUAUUUAAUGAAAUAAGUAUUAAUAGUUUUGAUAAUUAUCUUGUUUUUCAAUUGAAACUAUCAAAUAAACUUUAAUUUGUAUAAUUAUACUAAAAGAAUUUUUUUAUUAAAUAUACUGAAUAACAUUUAUUAAUUACACCAUUAACAUAAGAUUUAGUAUUUUAUUUUAAUAAAUUAAUUCCAUUUGAUGAAACAAAUGCUUCAAUAUGA